Messenger RNA from Balaenoptera musculus (blue whale), 3588 nucleotides. RefSeq names its product CMT1A duplicated region transcript 1 (gene FBXW10B). The transcript is spliced from 14 exons. The record is from RefSeq and is a predicted model, not a curated record. Lineage: Eukaryota; Metazoa; Chordata; Mammalia; Artiodactyla; Balaenopteridae. Gene Ontology annotation, molecular function: protein binding. The coding region runs from base 279 to 3548 and encodes 1089 amino acids.
UUUCAGAAUAUACAGCAACUGCCUCCCCCUGAGCAGCGCCAGGCUUAGGAGAUUUACGGUAAAGGCACGUUUCCUAGGAGGUCAGUACAGAAAGCCAGACUCAACGGCAGUUUCUGGGGAGAGCAGCUUUCUGCCCACUGCAGCAGUUUCCUUUAUCUUUGGGAGAUGUUCACAUUUGAAAAGGCUCAACUGGGAUAUUUAUCAGCCUCUCCUGUUCCUCUGGGGUUUGGUGCAGUUGACAGCCGGCAAGGAUAAAAUGAGCUGGUCAUCUCGGGACCAUGGAAAACAUGGAAUCGAGGCUCAAGAAUGCCCCUUAUUUUCGACGUGAGAAGGGGAACAAUUCUGUCCCCGUGUGCCGGAAGUGUGAGCCGUGUGUCCUGGCCUGGAAGAUCUUCUCCACCAAAGAGUGGUUCCGAAGGGUGGGCAGGAUGUCCCAGAGGAGGUUUCUGGUCAGCAUGCUGCAGCAGCUGGACAGCCUGUAUUUGUUACACUAUUUUCAAAAUAUCCUUCAGACCACGCAGGGGAAGGAUUUUGUCUACCACAGGUCCCGGGUCAACCUCAGCAAGAAGGAGGGGAAAAUCGUCAAGUCCUCCUUGAACCAAACGCUGGACGAGACGGUGGAACAGAAGAUGAGGGGGAUUUUGCACUGGUUUGGAAACAGCAGCUCCCGGACGAAGGCGAACUAUGCACUCCUGCUGCUGCAGAUGUGCGACCCCGAGCUACUGCUCACUGCUGCUGAUGUCGUCAGAGCCCUGCUUCUGAGAGGGCGGAACGGUGCCUCAGGGAACGACCCAGACUCCAAGGAUGUGUUUUUCUUCCCUGAGAAAGGCCACACGCCCCCGUGCGAGACCUCACAAGUCUGCUGGGCAGCCAGACCCGGGCACACAUCCUUCCCGUUGUCCAAAACUACAGGAAAAGCAAACUUGCACGAAAAUGUGUGGUGCGGAGCAGCCACUACUGAUAAGUCCGCUGAAGGACAGUGGAAGAGUUCACUCCAGUAUAUUUCCGAGAUGAAUAGGCUGUCUUCUGAAAAAGCAAGCGUGUCCAAAGCAGGCUCGGCCCCCGCCGCCGAUGUGCUGGUGGAUCUGGAGGCCGUCAGAGAGCUGUCUUCUGGGGUCAGCAGAUACCGCGACUUCAUCCGUCACCUGCCCGCCCACCUCUCCAAGUCUAUCCUCAGUAUGCUGGAUAAGAACAGCCUGAACAGGUGUGUGUUCGUGAGCCAGCACUGGGCAGUGCUGGCGCAGCAGGUCAGGACCGACAUGUCCAUGCACUCUUUCAUCCAGCGCCAGAUCACCUUCCUGCAGGGGUCCUACACCAGGGGAAUAGACCCCAAUUACGCCAACAAGGUUACUAUCCCAGUUCCUAAGAUGGCAGAUGACGGGAAGCACCUACGCGUGAAAAAUCAGAAAUGGAAACUGAGAACGAAGAAUGACUACGACCUGUGGACCGCAUACCAGAACGAGGAAACUCAGCAGGUGCAGAUGGAGGAGAGGAAUGUCUUCUGUGGCACUUACAACAUCCGCAUUCUCUCUGACAUGUGGGACCGAAACAGAGUCAUCCACUAUUCUGGGGGAGAUUUGUUAGCUAUGUCAUCCAAUCGGAAGAUCCAGCUUCUGGACAUCAUACAAAUAAAGCAGAUACCCAUCAAGUUCCGAGGCCACACUGGGAGUGUCCAUACCCUCUUCUUGUGUGAGGAGGAAAACUUUCUCCUGAGUGGGAGUUAUGACCUGAGUAUCAGAUACUGGGAUCUGAACAGUGGGGCUUGCAUACGCAUCUUCAGUGGCCACCAGGGGACUAUCACUUGCAUGGACGUGUGUAAGAACAAGCUCGCCUCUGGAGCAAAAGAUUGCCAGGUAAAAGAGUGGGAUAUAGAGACAGGAAAGUGCCUGAAGACCUUUAAACACAAAGACCCCAUCCUGGCCACCAGGAUCAAUGACACGUACAUCGUGAGCAGCUGUGAGAAAGGGCUGGUCAAAGUGUGGCACAUCAUCACGGCCCAGCUGGUGAAGACGCUCAACGGCCAUGAGGGAGCUGUGAAGUGUCUGUGCUUCGACCAGUGGCAUCUCCUGUCGGGAAGCGCUGACGGCCUGGUGAUGGCCUGGAGCAUGGUGGGAAAGUACGAGCGGUGCCUCAUGGCCUUCAAGCAUCCAAAGGAGGUUCUCCACGUGGCCCUUCUCUUCCUCCGGGUCAUCAGUGCCUGUGCAGAUGGCAAGAUCCGCAUUUACAAUUUCCUAAAUGGGAACUGUCUGAAGGUGAUGAAAGCCAAUGGCAGAGGUUAUCCUGUGCUGUCCUUCUUUAUUCAGGGCAACAGGAUGGUGAUCAACACGGAGAGCAACGUCCUCAUGUUCCAGUUUGAGAAUAUCAAGUGGCAGUACUCUCUGGAACAGGCCAAGCAAAAGAAGAAGGACAAAGAGGAGGACAGCGAAGAAAACGGCCUCGCAGAAGUUCUCUCCAAGUCAAGCACUCAGAUUUACAGCCCUCAGGAAUCCACAUCUAGCAAACAGACAGCCCAGGAGUCCCUGUUCAGCAAAUCUCACAGGUCCCAAGUUCUCCUAAGGGCAUCCAGGUUACCUACAGGAGUGUUAACGGAGGCACCUCUAAGUCAAGGAAAGCCAAAGUCACCCCGAAGAGAUGGCAGGAAGAGACCGAGUUCUAGGGAAGCAAAUGGCAUGGGCACCGAGCAAGAGAAUUUGGAAGCAAAACCCCUCGCCGGAGAUAAGAACGCAGAUGAUGUGGAGAAAAUACCAAAACAAGGACAACUGGGAACUUUGGGAGACUUGAUCAGUUGCUCAAAGAAGAAGUCCUGGUGCAUCCCUAUGUCACCUGACCAGCUCCUCCUGACUGUGAAUGCCCUGCAGAAAGCCCAUAAUUCUGGGGAGUUUGCCUAUCCCCGGAGGCCCCAAACCCAGGUCAUCGAUGCCUGGGGACCUUCCAUUUCAUACCCAAGGAAGGUCCUGAGUUUGAAGGGACAGUCGGUCCAACAUGCAGUAGAUCGGCUGAGAUUGAGCAACCCUCCCAUAGAUGUGAAACAAACCAGUAUUCCCCUUGAAAUCCAGAAGCUUCAGCCUAACCUGAAGAACUCCGUGCACAGCCCCAGAGUCCAGUCUACCAUCCCCCAGCCGGUGCUCAUCUGCCCCAGGUUCUCUGGCAGCUUAAAGGGUGAAGACCCGGCAACCAGUUCAACUGAUGGGGCAGUGCGCAGCUUCAGCCCCUUAACCAGCACACAGGUCAUCAAACCAAACCACAUGCUGGCUCCGCCGAUGGGCACGACGGCCCAGGCUGCCAAGAAAGAUCGGCCCCGCUUCUACACGGCCCUCGACCCCUUCAGAGUGAACACGGAGUUCAUGCUGCUGACUGUGAAGGAGGAGAAAGAGUACGAGGAGGCCAAGAGGAAGGAGUUUCAGGCCAUAAAGCCGGCUGCAGUGGUUGAUCCAGAAAAAGCCAGCAGAGCUGCAUGGAUCAGGAAGAUCAGAGGCCUGCCCAUAGAUAAUUUCACGAAGCAAGGAAAAACAGCAGCCCCUGAACUUGGACAAAACGUAUUUAUCUGAACCAUCCUUGGGAAAUUACAGUGUCUUAAAUAAACAAAAA